Colletotrichum scovillei is the source of this 2968-nucleotide messenger RNA. Its product is annotated as NOL1/NOP2/sun family protein. Lineage: Eukaryota; Fungi; Ascomycota; Sordariomycetes; Glomerellales; Glomerellaceae. Gene Ontology annotation, molecular function: tRNA (cytidine-N5)-methyltransferase activity; tRNA binding. The transcript is spliced from 3 exons. The coding region runs from base 141 to 2813 and encodes 890 amino acids. The record is from RefSeq and is a predicted model, not a curated record. Gene Ontology annotation, biological process: tRNA methylation. Gene Ontology annotation, cellular component: nucleus; cytoplasm.
CCCACCAACGCUGACAGGAUUGGACUGCGACAACUCUUACCUCUGAAUUUCCCUUCCUUUCGAACAACACACGCCGUGCGCAACGCAUACCCCUCCACGCACGUUGACUCAAUUUUCUCUUCCCACUCCCGCGACACAUCAUGGGUCGCAAGUUCAGAGGAGGCAAGAAGGGCAAGUCCCGCGGCGGCAGCAACGCCGAGGGCGGCGGUGACCGCGGUCGCCAGCCUCGCAGCGAGUCGUGGCAGAACUACCCUGCCGUCAAGAAGGAGAACGAGAGGCUCCAGCGCUACUACAAUACCAUCUUUGGUCUCUCCGAGGAGGAGCAGGGCCCCUUCUGGGAUGCCCUGCGCAGAGAUCUGCCCAACAGCUUCCGCUUCUGCGGCUCCAAAGGCCACGCCUUGGCCGUGAAGAAGCUUCUGCAAACCCGAUACAUGCCCGAGAUCCAGAACAUCCAGCACGCCGAUGGACGCACCGUCGAGCCCCCCAAGCCCUUGACUUGGUACCCCAACGAGCUCGCCUGGUGGAUGACUACCCCGAAGAACAUUAUUCGCAAAUACCCCCCCUUUGCCGCCUUCCAGAAGUUCCUCGUCUCCGAGACAACUGUCGGCAACAUCAGCAGACAAGAGGUCGUCAGCAUGAUUCCUCCCCUCUUGAUGGACGUCCGCCCCGGCAUGACCGUGUUGGAUAUGUGCGCCGCGCCCGGCAGCAAGGCCGGUCAGCUUCUCGAGAUGAUUCAUCAGGGCGAGGAGGCGAGAGUCAGAAAGGUUCUGCGCGCCUUUGCCAAGGAAGACGGGCUCGACCUCGGCGACGAGACGGAGGAGGAGCGCCAGGCUGACCUCUCGGCCGACCCCUCGGACUCUGGCCGCACAACCGGCCUCCUCAUCGCCAACGACUCCGACUACAAGCGCGGCCACAUGCUUGUCCACCAGCUCAAGCGUCUCGGAUCCCCCAACCUGCUCGUUACCAACCACGACGCAACCCAGUACCCCGCGAUCAGGCUCCCCGCGAACCCCGAGACCCCGACUAAGCCUCGAUACCUCAAGUUCGACCGAAUCCUCGCCGAUGUGCCGUGCUCGGGCGACGGCACCUUGAGAAAGAACAUGAACCUGUGGAAGGACUGGCAGCCCGGCAGUGCGCUGGGCCUUCACGUCACCCAGGUUAGAAUCCUGCUGCGCGCGCUCGCCAUGCUCAAGGUCGGAGGCCGUGUCGUCUACUCCACCUGCAGUAUGAACCCCGUCGAGAACGAGUCCGUCGUCGCGGCCGCCAUCGAUCGCGCCGGUGGCCCGGACAAGGUCGAGAUCGUCGACUGCAGCAACGAGCUGCAAGGUCUCGUUCGCGCCCCCGGUAUGAAGAAGUGGCAGAUCAUGGAUAAGUCUGGCAGGCUGUGGAGCUCCCAGGCCGAGGUCGAUGAGUGGACGAAGAACAGUACCGAGGGUGUUGCUCCCGGAAGACUCGUCGAGACCAUGUUCCCGCCGUUGGAGGGCAGCGUCUGCGCCGACCUGCCUCUCGAGCGCUGCAUGCGUGUCUACGCUCACCAGCAGGACACUGGAGGCUUCUUCAUCACCGUUCUGCAGAAGAAGGCCGAGGUCAAGAUCCGCCCUGAGGACCAGAAGCAAGGCGACGAGUCCACCAAGUCAAACGGAGCGACUGCGGCUGCCACACCCGCCGAGGCCACGCCUGCGACUGAGACCGAGAACACCGAGACGAACAUGGAGGUCGAUGCAGCUGAGACGACCGAAGAGGCAGUCGAGGCAGUCCCCGAGACGGUUCCGGAGACGGCCCCUGAGACCACCACUGAGGCCACCGAAGAAGUAAAAAGUGAGGAAAAGGCCGAGGAGGCGGAGCAGGAUGCUACGAACGGUGUUAAGCGACCGAGAGAAGACGAGACGGCUGACGGCGAGACUCAAGAGACCAAGAAGGCCAAGCUCGAGGCGACGACACAAGAGAAGCCCAAGAACUCGAACCGCAACAUCCACGGCCGUGUCGAGGAGCCGUUCAAGUACCUGGACCCCAAGCACGAGGUCAUCAAGAACAUUCGCGACUUUUACCACAUCUCGCCGCGCUUCCCCGACGACCGCUACAUGGUCCGCAACGCCACGGGCGAGCCCGCCAAGGCCGUCUACUACACCUCGGCGCUGGCGCGCGACAUCCUCACGGAGAACGAGGGCCGCGGCAUCAAGGUCAUCCACGGCGGCGUCAAGAUGUUUAUGAAGCAGGACGCCCCCUCAGCCGAGAUCUGCCGCUGGCGCAUCCAGUCCGAGGGCAUGCCCAUCCUCCAGGGCUACGUCGGCGAGCAGCGCGUCGUCCGCCUGACCAAGAAGGAGACGCUGCGCCGUCUGCUGAUCGAGAUGUUCCCCCGCAUCGCCGACGGCGAGUGGGAGCAGAUGGGCGAGAUUGGCGAGCGCGUGCGCGACAUCGGGAUGGGCUGCUGCGUGCUCCGCGUCGAGCCCGACGGCUCUGACCCGGCGUUCAGCGAGCGCAUGGCGCUCCCCUUGUGGAAGAGCAUCCACUCGCUCAACCUCAUGCUGCCCAAAGAGGACCGGACGGCCAUGCUGCUCCGCAUCUUUGACGACACCACCCCGCUCAUCAACAACAGCCUGCAGAAGCAGAGGGCCAUUGACGAGGCUGCCAGGAAGAAGGCGGCGGAGGACGCCUAUGUCGCGGAGAAGGAACUCAUUGACAUUGAGGACGCCCCCACGCCCGAGGAGAUGGAUCUCGAGCCUGCGUCUGUGCCUGCUGCUGCUGCUGCUGCGGAGACUGAGGAUGCUGCCGCCGCCGCUGUAGCCGCUGCUCCGACCACCGAGGAGGCUUAGAAGGCGAACUCGGAUUCGAGCGAGUUGGACCUGGACGCCCUGCUGGGAAGAAAGGGCAAGCGUGCGGCGAAGCGCGCGAGGGCCAAGCGCCGGGGCAUGGCGGAUUACGCGCAGAAGAGCGUGGAUUUGGUCAUGCGCGCUGCAGCGGAGGGAGG